AUGUUCAUGUGGACAGGACCCGCUAGUAAAGAUGAUGAUGAUGAUUAUGAUGAUGAUGAUGAUGACGAGGAGAAGGUGGAUGAGAUUGAGGAUGAGAAUGAGGAUGAGCAGGAGUAUGAGGAGGAGGAGAAUGCGGAGGAGGAGGACGACGACGACGUCGCGACAAAUGCGACUAUGCCGAUGACGAUUUUUCGCUUUUUUUUUACAUUUUCACAAAAUGAGGUCUCAUGUAAACACGAGAGAUGGCGACAAAACAUCCAACUAAAGUCCAAGUUUAAAUUAGGUUCAAGCUUUUCUAAUGAGGUAAAUAUCUGA
Messenger RNA from Mya arenaria, 315 nucleotides. RefSeq names its product trigger factor-like. The record is from RefSeq and is a predicted model, not a curated record. Lineage: Eukaryota; Metazoa; Mollusca; Bivalvia; Myida; Myidae. The transcript has 2 exons. The coding region runs from base 1 to 315 and encodes 104 amino acids.